AGGCGGGUCUUGGCGUUGUCAGGAAAGCUGCUACUGUUGUAUCUCGGAGCUGGAGACAGUUCCUGAGUUCCUGAGUUUCUGAGUUGUGUUAGUGCGGACAAAGUUUGAUUAUUACACUGUUAGUGCCGAGAUAUACACUACACCUUCAUUAAAAGACCAUGGAGGAACACUGCUCCGACGGGAAAGCGGUGAAAUAUUACCGCUUGUCUGAAGUGGAGGAACACAACUCGUUCAAAAGUACAUGGAUUAUCAUCAACCACAAAGUGUACGAUGUGACAAAGUUUCUGGAAGAGCACCCAGGAGGAGAGGAGGUGUUACGAGAGCAGGCCGGAGGAGACGCCACGGAGAGCUUCGAGGACGUGGGUCACUCCACAGACGCCAGAGAAAUGUCUAAGAGCAUGAUGAUCGGAGAACUGCAUCCGGAUGACCGGCAUAAGAUUGCCAAACCACCCGAAUCACUCGUAACCACAGUUCAUGAAACCACAAGCUGGUGGUCGAACUGGUUGAUACCUCUCCUUGCCGCUGUGAUCGUCACACUGAUGUACCGUAUAUAUACAGCCGAAGACGCAUGACUGAUUCUUACACAAACACACACUUUUAGUGGACUGUUGUUGUUCGCUGUCACUGCUGUACCUAAUUUCCUCAGCACACGUUCUGAACUCCGAACUACAACACCCAUAACAUAACACAUUUCAGGGUAUUUUUUUCUUCCACCAGCCGUCACAGCUAUAAUUAAUGAAGGCUCCAGUUUGUAUGUUAGGAUGAAAAUUCUGCUAUUGUAACAUUCAGAUAAUAAGCUGUAGAAGUAUUCACAAGCGGGAAAUAUUUGACCAUAUUCGAGACGCAUAUCCUAAACAAUAUAAAUGUGUAAAGCUCGUAAGUGUCUGAUUGUGUUAUCAUUGUGUAAAUAUAAUUAUGGAAUUAGUGUUGCAAGCUUAUGUGUAAUAAAACUCAACAGGGUGGCAGUAGCUGCAUAAUGACUUCUAAUUACAUGUAGAAACCUUUGGAUAUUUCAACGCAUGCAAUUAACAGACAUAUAGCCACCUGAGGCAUUUUAUUCAGUGAUUUUUAAUGAUUUAAAAACACAAAUAGAUCCAUUUUGGUCUGUGAAGGCGAUUCUUUUUCUUUUCGCUUGUACUAACUUUAUAUCACCAUUGUGUGAUUUGACACUGGAUUACAACACCGACGUUUUUUUUGUUUUUUUUUUUAACGCUGCUGCUGUCUUAUCCUGUUGUACGGGGAUCACCACUGGUUUAGGACUAGGUUCCCACUCUUAGGCCUACACAUUUGAGUGUUUUCCCUGCUCCCAAUCCACCUGAUUUAUCUACUCAGCUAAUUAAUAGCCCUUCCUGAGGUGAAGUAGGUGCAUUAGAGAGGGGAAAAACACUCAAAUGUACAGGAUAAGUGAUACUCCAUCACCAGGGAUGGGAAAAGAAGGGAACAGUCUUUAAACAUAGCCAUUGUCCAUUGAUUUGGCACGUAUCCUGCAUAUUUUACUACUCCUAACAUAUCCGUCCCAGCUCACAAAGGGCUUUAUCAAUAUUGAGGUCUCGUACUAAGGACCACUGGGGUACUGAUGAAUAGAUACGGUGCUAAAGCAUUCCAUUUUAUAUCACUGAAGGUAAGCAAUGUAUUGUCAGGAUCAUUAUGCAUCAUGUUAAAUAUAUCACUGCUCACAUAUUUUGUAGCAACCCAAGUAUUCAUAUAUAUAUAUAUAUAUAGAUAGAUAUAUAGAUAGCGAGAGAGUGAAUGUGAGUGUAUUCAUAUCAAACACUUGUUUUCUUGUCUUUCUCUAAAGUGACCCAAAAUGUACAAAAUCAGAAGUGUUUCCAAAUUUCAUUUUGUCUGCUAUGUACUUUCACACACAGUCAGGCAGGAUAUACUGUUCUGGGCCAGUUCUGACACACACAGGCUCAAGGAAAAUGAAGGUUGAUGACACGUUACAGGAGAAGAGCUGUAUGUAAGCUUCCGUGUGACUGAUCCACUCAGGAAUAGCAUAAUGGUCAACAAAGCAUAGUUUGAAUCCUUUCCUGUUGCAGCAGGUGAUUAAAAAUUGAGCUUAUGUGCAGAAGAGUCAAUUUGAGGGUUUUUCCCCCCCCAUUGUUCAUGCUUUGAUUGCAUUAAAGAACUAAUUAUGUGGAA
Messenger RNA from Ictalurus furcatus (blue catfish), 2142 nucleotides. It is a transcript of the gene cyb5a, whose product is annotated as cytochrome b5. Gene Ontology annotation, cellular component: membrane; intracellular membrane-bounded organelle. Lineage: Eukaryota; Metazoa; Chordata; Actinopteri; Siluriformes; Ictaluridae. The coding region runs from base 159 to 572 and encodes 137 amino acids. The transcript is spliced from 5 exons. Gene Ontology annotation, molecular function: heme binding. The record is from RefSeq and is a predicted model, not a curated record.